AUGGCAUCGUUCAUGUCAUAUACAAAUAACGAUGAUAACAAUUUGGAAACAUAUACCAUCUUCUGCUUGGAAGCUUCCGUAAACUAUGAAGAAAAUCUGACGACUCAAAAACAAUUACGAAGUAUUAUUAAACAAAUGCGAACAUUUGUCGAUCCUGAAGAGGUUAUGGCUUGUGUCCAUUGUAUUUCUCAAGGUGAUCUUACAAUCUUGAUUGCACGUGGUCAACUGGGUCGCAUUGUCAUGCCCGAAAUGCAGAAAUUACAACAAUUAUUAUCCAUUUAUACUUACGGCUUUAACAAAGAAGCGAAUGAAGAUUGGAGGCGGAAAUUCAGCAAUGUAUUACCAGUAUUAUUCGAAAUCAAUGCUGAUUCUCGCGUACUUCGAAGUACAGCCGAUAACAAUAGACCUUUUGCAAAAGUCGCCGGACUCAGUGACCAUGAAAAUGAAUCAGAAGUACUUUUCAUGCUCGGUUCGAUCUUUCGCUUGAAUCAGAUUAGUCAUAAACAAUCAUUAGGUGAUGCAACAAUAUCGAUCAUUCAACUGACGUGGUGCAGUGAUCAUGACAACGGUCUCAAACCACUCUAUGAUGACAUGAAGAAAAAAUACGACGCGGAGGAAACAAAUCUUCUCUCACUUGGUUAUCUAGUAUAUAGAUUGGGAAAAUUUGAUAUGGCUGAAAAGUACUAUCGUCGAUUAUUGAGCGAACUUCCAUCGAAUAAACUCUCUCUCAGUGCAUUGUAUCAUAAUCUCGGUAUGGUUGCUAACAUGAAAAGUGAUUAUGAUAUGAGUCUCGAAUGGUAUCAAAAAUCACUUGAGGUUCUUGUAAGAACUCGACCAUCCAAUUAUAUACGAAUUGGUAUUACACAUAACAGCAUCGGUAAUGUUCAUCGAAAUAAAGGUGAUUAUCAUCGAGCACUCGAAUCGUACAAUCGAGCCGUAUCACUCUUUAAACAAGCACAUGAUGAGAAUCAUCCAAUUGUAGCUUCAUUUUACAAUAACAUUGGUAUCAUCUACUACGAAGAGAAGAAGUAUGUGAAAGCACUCGAUUUCUAUGAAAAGUCAUUUGCUAUUAGGAAGAAACACUUGCCAACGGAUCAUUCUGAUUUGAGUGGGUCGUACAACAAUAUUGGUAUUGUUCAUGGAUGUCUCGGUCAUUAUGAUCUGGCAUUGGAACAUUACAAUCGUUCACUUGAAAUCAGUUUGAAGUCACUUCCUGAUCAACAUCCAGUGAUUGCCAUGAUCUACAAGAACAUAGGUCUUGUAUAUGAACACAAGGACGAGUUGGAACAAGCAUUGACAUGGUUACAGAAGACUUCGACAAUCUACCAAGCUUUGUUACCAGCUAAUCAUACGAAUGUGGUUAAGAUAAAUGAUGAUAUUCAAAGAGUUGAAAACAAAUUGAAGAAAUGA
Messenger RNA from Rotaria sp. Silwood2, 1410 nucleotides. Lineage: Eukaryota; Metazoa; Rotifera; Eurotatoria; Philodinida; Philodinidae. The record is from the annotation of a GenBank genome assembly.